Cyclopterus lumpus (lumpfish) is the source of this 1556-nucleotide messenger RNA. RefSeq lists its product as uncharacterized. Gene Ontology annotation, biological process: response to bacterium. NCBI's taxonomy places the organism in Eukaryota, Metazoa, Chordata, Actinopteri, Perciformes, Cyclopteridae. The record is from RefSeq and is a predicted model, not a curated record. Bases 21 to 1064 code for a protein of 347 amino acids. The transcript has 6 exons.
UCAAGUGGAUUGACAAGAAAAUGAAGAUCAUUUUUUAUUUGCUGCUGAUUCUCAGAGUGGGGCGAUGCACAGAUGAUCAGAUCCUUGAAACAAAGACUGUUGGUGUUGGACAAAACGUGACUCUGACUUGUGCUCGCGACACAUCUCUCAUCCGAGAAACCUGGUUUUGGAUCAGAAUUGUUUCUGGAAACUCACCUGAAUCCUUGGGAGGAACAUAUAAUUUUAAUUAUGAUGAUAGUGAUAAGACUCUUCACAUUACAACAAAACAAGAACCUGGAACAUUUCUGCUGCAUAUUCAUGAAGCAAAGCUAAGCGAUGUCGGACUUUACUCCUGUAUAAAAGUAAACCAACUUAAUUUAACAUUUUUAAAAGGAACAUUUCUGAGUAUUGGAGAACCUGAUAUCACUUUCAUCACUCAAGACUUCCCAUCUGCUCCGGUCCGUCCAGGAGACUCAGUGACUCUGCAGUGUUCCGCCCUCUCACACUCUGAGAGGAGAACUUGUCUAGGAGAACCGAGUGUGUUCUGGUUCAGAGCCGGAUCGGAUGAAUCUCAUCCCAGUUUAAUUUAUGCCCAAAGAAGCAACAGUGCUGGAUGUGAGAAGAGUCCUGAAGCUCACUCUCCACAGAAAUGCGUCUACAGCUUCUCUAAGGACGUCACCUCCUCUGAUGUCGGCACUCAUUACUGCGCUGUGGCCACAUGUGGACAGAUAUUAUUUGGAAAUGGAACAAAACUGGACAUUGAAGCAUCUGACAUGUGGGAUUUGCAGAAGGCCAACGCAGCUCUGAUUCUGGUAUUAUUAGCUCUGGCUAUAAGUCUGAUUGUUAUUGGCUUCCUGAUUUAUACCAUCAAGAUAAAAACGUGUUGCAACGCUGCCGUUGCUCUGCAAAUAAAUGCUGCAACAGCCAGCGGUGCCCCCCAAGGUCAGCGGAGAAAUGAGGACUUUUUGGCAUAUUCUGCACCAACCUUCACCAAGAGGAAAUCUGGCAGAGCAGAAAAAAAGAAUGUAAAACCAGCGGAGAAAGAGACCAUCUACUCUGAUGUCAGGACUUUAGUGACAGAUUAACUAUCUACUGGAUUUGCUCAUAAAGUUAAUACAUAUUCUGUCUGGCACACUGUUGUAAAUAUGCUGCUUUACUUCUGAUAUUGGUUAGUCUUUUAUCUUGAUAACCUUGAAAAAUGUUUUAUGUAUUUUGAUAUUAUGUUUUAAUGGCUUUUGUUGAUAUUCUACAAAGCACCUCAUAUCUUUUAAUUCUUGUUUAGUUUUGUGCAUUGUUAAAUCUUUGACCAUUAUUUUAUUUAAUUGUAUCACUUCAAAUAGGCUGUUUGAAAGAUUGACCUUGAAAGAGUCAGAGGGUUGAAGAAUGGUUCUCUGAUGUUCAGUUUUAAGGCUUUACACUCCAAAUAUGUAUCAAUGCUAAGGUGCAUUGUUUUCUGUUAAAUAUGUUAACUAAUCAGAGCAAAAGAAAAAGCAAUUACAUUACACGCUAUCAAAGCUCUCAACAAAACUAUGUGUCUAAAUCUAUUUGGCAAAUAAAGACAAUCAUUGUAUAAGUAA